This is a messenger RNA of Cynoglossus semilaevis (tongue sole), 2655 nucleotides long. RefSeq names its product nuclear factor 7, ovary-like. The coding region runs from base 1202 to 2599 and encodes 465 amino acids. Gene Ontology annotation, molecular function: protein binding; zinc ion binding. NCBI's taxonomy places the organism in Eukaryota, Metazoa, Chordata, Actinopteri, Pleuronectiformes, Cynoglossidae. The record is from RefSeq and is a predicted model, not a curated record. The transcript has a single exon.
ACCCCUUUCCCUGUCUUCUGCGGCUGUGACGCAAUUUAUUUUUUCAUUUUACAGCGUGUCGUAAUCGUUAUAGGCAGGCAACGGUAUUUCUCGCUCCACCGGAGUGAAGCAAAAGGUGCGGGACAAGACAUGGUUCGUGUUAUCUGCGCUCAAUUGAGGGAGACUUCAUAUGUAGUCGGGCACGAGUGCCACUCCAUCUUAACUCAACUCGGACCUCCGGGAGCUAACUGUAAUCCGUUUUUGUGAAACAGGAAAGUCAGGGUUGGACCUCUGUGAUUUUAACUCGGAGUUUCGUGAGCCUGCUUCUAGAAAUGGACCCCUGACCGCUGCGAGUCAGUGUUUGACCCCACUCAGGUCAGGUGGGGAAAGGGAAUGUGGGGCUAAAAGAGACAAAAGUUGGCAGACGUAAGCAACAUUUAGCCCACCUUUGUAUCGGAAAGGUUUGACUCUUUAACAGAAGGGGGCAGUACCGGCAGACCAGCUAAGACAGGAUACAAUGGACAAUCCAGAAAGUGGGGUAAGGCUCAAUACACAUGGGUUACAAAAAUGAACAUAACAUGCCAAGAGAUCGUGGAGGGUAACAAACGCAAGGGCUUAUCAGAAUGAUCGAAGGCAAGGGGCUAGGAGGUGAUCUCAAGAGGUAGAUAAAUGUAAGGGGUGAGUCCUGAUAAGACGCAGGAACACGUAAUCACAGAGGCAGAACAAAACUAUGGAAAGCUGUUUCGAGGGUCACCAAGUUCUGUCAACAGAGUAGACCGUAGAACAGACUGAGUUGUACCACUUCCACUCGUUGUCGAAGACAUCACCCUCCAUGUUGGUGGCAGGAAGGAGUCUUACUUGUCUUUGUCAAGUUGUCAAGUUAGCACAAAUAUUUAAAAAUAUGAAGUACUUUUGGUUUCAGUUUACUGUAAAACUACUGCGCUGCAAGUUCUGGGAAAUCAGACCUCUAGACGUUUGACUGGUUUGUUAGUGACACCACACAUAUGGAAUGGCAUUUGCAUGUCAUGCCUAGUCACUGUUGACAAACCAGUUCUCUUUGUUUAAAAUCCGAUUUUUCCUCCCGUGUGCCUAGAACAGACUGUUCUUCACUGAAGAGAUGAGCAUAGAGCGAUUUGAGUGAACAACUUUUACUAGACUGGUUUAGUAUCUCGUGCUACAGCUGUGCUGAUUGUUCUCUCUUCUGUUGUACAUUUGGCAGAGAAUGGCUCAUCGAUUCACCAACGAUCUCUCUUGUCCGGUGUGUUUUGAGAUUUUCAAAGAUCCUGUGUUGCUGUCGUGCAGCCACAGUUUCUGUAAAAAAUGUCUGGACAGUUGGUGGGCGGACAAAGUGGUUUGCACUUGUCCAGUGUGUAAUCAAAAUCCGAGUGGUGUUCCGGCAAGUAACUUGGUUUUGAAAAACCUCUGUGAAGCCUUGUCAGGAGAACUUUCUGUGAGUGAGGACACCUCUGCGGGAUCGGAGGCUCUCUGCAACCUGCACUCGGAGAAACUGAGGCUCUACUGUUUGGACCAUCAGCAACCGGUGUGUGUCGUCUGUCGUGAGUCCAAAGCACACUUCAACCACAGCUUCAAACCCAUCGAUGAAUGUGCGGAGGAUUACAGGGACAGUCUCAGGAAGUCCUUGAAGUCUUUGCAACAAAAUCUCGAUCUUCUGAGUGAGGCUGAAGUUAAAUGGAAUCUCACAGCCGAACACAUUAAAAUGCAGGGACAAAAUACAGAGGAGUCGAUUAAGGAAGAGUUUCAAAAGCUCCGGUGUUUUCUACAACGAGAAGAAGAAUCGAGAAUCGCCGCCGUGAGAGCUGAGGCGGAACAAAAGAGCAGCGCGAUGAAGAGGACUGUUGAGACUCUGAGCAGGGAGAUAAAACGUCUAAAAGACAUAGUCGAAGCCACAGAAGAGGAACUGAGAGCCACAGAUGUGGAAUUCCUCAACAAAUACCGGGCUGCAUCAGAAAGACUUAACAAACAACCUUUGCUGAAAUGUCCAAUGCUGACACCUGGUACGUUGAUCAAUAUGACAGAACACGUGGGCAACCUCACCGACAAGGUAUGGCAAAAGAUGAAGGACAUGGUCACUUAUAGUCCUGUGAUUCUAGACCCAAACACAACGGUACAAGUUGUUAGCAAGGAUCUGACAAGUUUAACAUACACUAAUAACAUUAGUCAUCUUCCAGAAAACCCAGAAAGGUUUAAAAAUUACAUCCUAUGUCUUGGAUCUGAAAGCUUUAACUCUGGGAUUCACUAUUGGGACGUUGAGGUUGGAAAUGAUAGAGGAUGGUCAGUUGGGUUGAUAAAAGAUUCUGUCGAUAGGAAGGCAGAGCGGCUAACUGGUUACUGGGAAUUAUGGUUGAAGGACGGUCUGUAUAGAGCAAGUUGUCCACCACAUAUAGAGGAACUUCUGACAUUGACGAGACCAAUUAGGAAGGUGAGAGUUCACCUGGACUGGGAGGGAGGAAAGCUGAAAUUCAUCAACCUGGACACAAACACAACCAUUUAUACCUUCGUACAAACGUUCACAGAGAAGCUGUAUCCUUUCUUUGACAACAGCUGUCAGACACCACUGAGGAUAUUACCGGCAAAAGUCAACAUGAAAUUGACUAUAUAGUCAUCUGACGGUUCUGACAUUUUAUGUCGUAGAGUUUUGAAACUGUUUCAAACAAA